Molecule: messenger RNA, 2604 nt
Organism: Rosa chinensis
Lineage: Eukaryota; Viridiplantae; Streptophyta; Magnoliopsida; Rosales; Rosaceae
Product: receptor-like protein kinase FERONIA
Exons: 2
Coding region: 1-2604 (867 amino acids)
Biological process (GO): protein phosphorylation
Molecular function (GO): protein kinase activity; ATP binding
Source: RefSeq, a predicted model, not a curated record
AUGAAACCCAUUUUCAUUCCUCUUAACCUUUUCAGCUUGUUUCUACUGAUCGCCACCCUAGUGGUGGCCGGAGAGUCCGCACCUAUCUACAAACCAUCCGAUGAUAUCAACCUUAACUGUGGCUCUUCCGAGACCACGGUCAGUGAUUAUGAUUUUCAAACUUGGACGGGAGACAUCAACUCAAAAUUUUUCCCCGGAGAAGUUGGUAGCGCAUCCCGAGUCGAGAAAGCACCACCGUCAUCCUCCACGGGCAGCCGAUAUUCUUUUCUACUAGUACCAUUCACCACAGCUCGGCUUUCGCACUCGGAAUUCACUUACAGAUUUCCCGUCAGUCCAGGCCAGAAGUUCAUCCGCUUGUAUUUCUUCGCAGCUUCAUACAACGCGGACUUCGACAGCUCGAAAUCACUUUUCUCUGUCAAAGCCGGUGGCUACACACUUCUAAAGGACUUCAACGCAUCUCUCAGUAGUGCAUCUUACGAUGGCUCUGAGACGCUAUUCAGAGAAUACUGCGUCAACUUUGAGCCAGAAGACCGGAGUCUGAACAUCACAUUCACUCCCAGCAAGGAUGGAUAUGCGUUUAUCAACGGGGUCGAAAUCAUGUCCAUGCCAACUAAUCUUUACUACUCGGCAGCCCAAGGCGACGGGGCUAGUUAUCUUGGCAACAGCGGUACCGGAUAUUACGUUCAAAACGACACCGCUAUGGAGAUGAUCUACCGAAUCAACGUUGGUGGCGGACCGUUAUCUCCGAAUGAAGACACCGGCAUGUACCGCACCUGGCAAGCAGCAGACGAUCUCUACUUAGAUAAUAUAAGUAGCAGUUUGAGCUUUGUUGAACCACCCAAUAAUAUUCAUCUCAAUUUUGCAAGCAUCCCCAACUACAGUGCGCCGGAAGCGGUGUACCGAACCGGCCGGACAAUGGGAUCUAACCAGACCAGCAACAAAAGCUUCAAUCUCACCUGGGGGUUCCCGGUAGAUCCUCAAUUUUCUUACCUGGUGAGGCUCCAUUUCUGUGAGGUUGAUCCCGAUAUUACCGAGCCUAGAAAUAGAAUGUUUCAGAUUUUCAUAGCGAAUUUAACAGCUGAGCUGCAUGCGGACAUAAUCAGAUGGACUAUAGAAAAUGGAAAAGGAAAUGGGAUUCCCAUAUAUAAGGACUACUUUGUGCCCAUGGGGAGUCUUGCAACCCGGAAGAAAGGUUUAGGUAAACUCUUUGUUGAGCUACAAGCAAAUAAAGACGAUACGGAAAAAAUUCUAUUUGACAGUCCACUCUUGAAUGGGCUCGAAAUCUUCAGACUAAAUGACACAGACGGCAAUCUCAGCGGACCCUUCCCCGAGCAAACGCUGGAUAUCCCACAAAAGGUGACGUCGGAAAGCUCUAGAAAUUCGACUCCUAUGCUUGCCAUCCUCGCCGGUGUAGUUUUAGCCUUACUUGUUCUUUCCUUCGUCGGGUUUUUAGUUUUCAGGCGUGGAAGAAAAGUCAAGGAUUCCAACUCCAGCCACAGGAUGUCGACGUCAACCAUGACCCUUCGGUCACCUUUUCCAUCUUAUUUGUGCCAUGACUUUUCACUGGCAGAGAUCAAAGCCGCCACCAAAAACUUUGAUGACACUUUAAUCGUUGGAGUAGGUGGGUUUGGCCAUGUCUACAAAGGAUACUUCGACAAUGGGGCCACCCUUGUGGCAAUCAAACGGCUUAAAGCCACUUCAUUGCAGGGCGCCCACGAGUUCAUGACGGAAAUCAAAAUGCUCUCCCGAUUGCGCCACCGCCAUUUGGUUUCUCUUAUAGGAUUUUGUGCCGAUCAAGGUGAGAUGAUCUUAGUCUAUGAUUACAUGGCACGUGGGACCCUCAGUGAUCAUUUGCACCGGACCAAGGAACCACAUCUUCCUUGGAAACUACGGCUUCAGAUUUGUAUCGGUGCAGCACAAGGUUUGCACUACCUUCACACAAGUACCGAAGGCACCAUCAUUCACCGUGACGUAAAGAGUGCAAACAUAUUAUUAGACGAGAAAUGGGUAGCGAAGGUUUCGGAUUUUGGGUUGUCAAAAAAGGGCAUUAUCACAAUAUCCAAGACCCACAUUAGCACGAAGGUGAAGGGUAGUUUUGGAUAUCUUGACCCUGAUUACUACCGACGUCAACAAUUGACUGAGAAGUCUGACGUGUAUUCAUUCGGAGUUGUGUUAUGCGAGGUAUUGUGUGGGAGGCCAGCUGUGACCGUUGUAGAUAAUAAUAGAGUUGGGUUAGCUGGAUGGGUUAAGAAGUGUCAUCAUGAAGGGAAACUUGAUCAAGUUUUUGACCCAAAUUUGAAGGGUGAAAUUGCAUUGCGAUGCUUGCAUAGAUUUGUUUCCAUCGCAAUCAGUUGCAUGGAUGAUAAUGGGAUCAAUCGACCGUCAAUGGAUAAUGUUGUGAGAGGGCUUCAAUUUGCAUUGGAAAUGCAACAGAACAACGAGAAUUAUAUUGAUCACAUUGAAAGGACGGUUCAAGAUGAGAUUGGAUUGAUCAAGCACAAUGAAGGGUCUAGUUCUAGUAAGCAAAGCAAUGGGGCGAAAGAAUCCAUCCAAUGGUUGACCGGGACAAUCUUCUCCGAGAUAAUCAAUCCAGUUGGGAGAUGA